Cornus florida is the source of this 2169-nucleotide messenger RNA. RefSeq names its product clathrin coat assembly protein AP180. Gene Ontology annotation, cellular component: clathrin-coated vesicle; clathrin-coated pit. The record is from RefSeq and is a predicted model, not a curated record. The transcript has a single exon. Gene Ontology annotation, molecular function: clathrin heavy chain binding; 1-phosphatidylinositol binding; SNARE binding. Bases 1 to 1953 code for a protein of 650 amino acids. Gene Ontology annotation, biological process: clathrin-dependent endocytosis; clathrin coat assembly; vesicle budding from membrane. NCBI's taxonomy places the organism in Eukaryota, Viridiplantae, Streptophyta, Magnoliopsida, Cornales, Cornaceae.
AUGCCAAGCAAGCUACAAAAAGCAAUUGGUGCUGUGAAAGACCAAACCAGCAUCAGCCUUGCCAAGGUUUCAAACAACAACUCCUCCAACCUCGAGGUUUGUGUGCUCAAAGCCACCACCCACGACGACAUCCCCAUCGACGAGCGCUACGUGUCCGAGAUCCUCCAGCUCGUGUCUUCCGACAAAACCUACGCCGCGUCCUGUGCGCGAGCCAUCGGCAAACGCAUAGGCCGGACGCGGAAUUGGAUCGUGGCGCUCAAAUCCCUAAUGCUCGUCCUCCGCAUUUUCCAAGACGGGGACCCUUACUUCCCUAGAGAAGUCCUCCACGCCAUGAAACGAGGUGCCAAGAUCCUCAACCUUUCCAGCUUUCGAAACGACAGCAACUCCAGCCCGUGGGAUUUCACCGCCUUUAUACGAACGUUCGCCCUCUAUCUCGACGAGCGUCUCGACUGCUUCCUCACCGGGAAGCUCCAGCGCCGGUACAACAACCGGGACAGGGAGCUCGUUAACCAUAGGAGUACUCGCAGAGGCAAUGAGCCGGUUCGCGACAUGAAACCGGCUAUGUUGCUUGACCGGAUCUCCUAUUGGCAGCGAUUGCUCGACCGGGCCAUCGCCACACAACCCACCGGUGCCUCCAGGAACAACCGGUUGGUUCAGGUGUCGCUCUACGCGGUGGUGCAAGAGACUUUCGAUCUGUACAAGGACAUUUCUGAUGGGCUUGCCCUGCUUCUUGACAGUUUCUUUCAUUUGCAGUACCAGUCGUGUGUUCAUGCGUUUCAGACUUGUGUUAAGGCCUCGAAACAAUUCGAAGAGCUCAGUGUGUUCUAUACGUUGUGCAAGACCAUUGGAGUUGGAAGGACCUCUGAGUACCCAAGUGUUCAAACAAUUUCAAAUGAGCUAGUUGAGACACUGCAGGAAUUUCUCAAGGACCAAUCUUCUUUCCCGGCCACCGGGAAAUCUCCGAAUAGGCCGUUGCUCCUUCCUGCGCCGUCGAAUCCCAGUCCUGCUAUGUCCGGUGGGGCCGAGAGCUACGGUCUGUCGGAGUUCUCGGAACCCCUUUCUGAGGAAAUGAGUUCUGAGUUUGGGUCACAAUGUAAGUCUUUGGAGGACUUAAUAAGUGCUACUGAAUUGACAGGGAAGAGAAGAUCGUCGAUUUCGAUUGAUUUAGAGGCUUAUUCUUUUUCGAAUCAGUUAGAGAAACCAUCACAGCAAGACGAUGCGUGUAGUCAAAAUGAUGCAGCUUCAAGCAAGUCAUUGCCCACAACGGCUUCGAUGGUUGAUCUUGUAUCCUUCGACGAAUUGCCUCAAUCAAAUGCAAAUGAACAGGACAAAGUUCAAGAGCCGUUUGAGUCAGCUGUUUCAGCCAGUAGCGGGUGGGAGCUUGUGUUGGCUGGGGCCACAACUUCAUCGCCGGCACAACCCUUGCCUAGUGUAGCCAAUGGUUCCGAAAAGAAGACAUUGGAGUCGCCCAGAGACGGUGGCUGGGAGCUCGUGCUGGCCGAGACCGCAACCCAAUCGACACAACCAUUGCCAAAUGUAGCCACCGGCUUGGGUUUGGACAGUUUGUACCAGCAAACUUCUCCAUUGCCUAAUUUUCCUUCUCACCAUUACAAUCCGUUUCUACAGGACACAACUGAAUUAAAAACGGUCACAUCAACCGUGGCUGCUCCGGUAUCUACAGCCACUGCCGAUGUCCAAGCGGACAGUUUUCCGGCGAGUGACCCCUUUUCAUGGGCACCCACGUUUCAAGCAAGCCCAACAUUUUGUGCUCAAAAUCCAAACGGCACAAUCAUGGCAAUGCAGAAUGAGAAUGACCCUUUCGGGACGUGCUCGCCGACUACAAUGGCCGGUGAACAAAUGAUGAAUGGGUCUGUGAAUCAGCAGAAUUUGUUGCAUGAACAACAAUUGUGGUUGCAGCACCAGAAUAAGAUCAUAGCAAAGCAUAUGGCUUGAUUUAUGAUCGCACACGAACGUGUUUGAUUUCUGUAAAUUAUUAGCAUGUGAUAAAAUUUUGUGAGUGAGGUGUUUAAUCAUUGUCAACUCGUUUUGUUGGGUAAUUUUUUUUUGGUGUUUUUGUUUCUUACAUUUGUAAAAAUUGCCACAAAGGCGACAGAGAAGAGAUAAGGCGGGAAAAAUCAAGCUAACUCCAGAAGGUGAAGCGACUCUAGG